AUGAAGUCUAGUUACACUUUCAAACAAAGGCACAGCCCUGACUGGGUUCAUAGACGUGGGCACCACCUAGCCCCUGGAGGCUACAGCAGCCUUCCACCGUUGGACUAUGCCCCCAUCAGUCAGCUGAGGGAGGGGGCUCUACGCUGCUCAGGCUCCCACCUGGAGAAGGCUUGGGCUGAAAUCAAAGAGGAGACGGUUAGGUUAUUGCUGAAGAUGCAAGCUUCAACUGUCUCGACUGUGACCAACACUACAGUAACUACAAACACAACCACAAAGAGCAAAGAGCAAAUACUCAUCCAGAGUUCCGGGGCAAUGAUCGCUGUCAUCGUCAUAGGAAUCAUCAUCAUUCUCGCCAUUCUCCUGAUAAUCCUGAAGACGUACAACAGGCGGACACAUGUCUCCAGAGUCCUGGGAGCCAGAAGUGGCUCCAAACCUCGUCCGAAGAUGUCACAAUCCACAAUUAACAGCAACAUCCCGCUGAGCGCCGUGGGAGUGAACUCUGUGUCUGGCAGCAUCUUCAGUUCAAACCCAGGCUCAGAGAAUGGCUCGCAGCUGCCCAGAGAGGAGCUGAACAGCGCGGAGGGAAACCACAUAGAGCAGUUAAGCACCAUCAGUGAAUCCACUGCGAUCACCAUAAAUGAUCCUCUAUCGAUUGGAAACACAUAGCAACAAGACUGUGGUUUAGUCUCACAACAGGCACUGCGUGAUCAUAUUCAUCCCUGACCAUAAAUACUGUGUUCUGACUGAAUCCUGUGGCAACUCAAUCUGGGACGUUAGUGUUAUCACUGUCAAUCUCCACCAACUGAGCCUCUGCUGGUCACUACAAUGAUACCAAGAUGUACUUUUGGUGUGCAAACAUAGACAUCAUGAACAAAAUGGUACCUUAAACAGACAUGAUGGAUUGCAUGAAGGAUGUUGCAUGAUGGGAAACUGAGACUUUCUUGAGAAGAAUAGCUUUUUGGCUACAGUCAGUGUUCAGAGUAUAGAUGCCAGAAGUUUCUCACUGCUUGUACUCUUUGCAGAUCACUACUAAUACAAUGAAGAAAAUGUGCAUUGAAGACUGUAAUGGCUUGACUGCAUUGCUCUCAAGUGUGUAUAUUUCUGUAUUAAAGAUGACCACAUAUGUUCAUGAGUAAAUGUAGGAUUAGUUUAAACUUCAAAGAAGACAAAGACAGCAUGAAAGACACUAUCUCAGUUUGUAAUACCAGGAUUUUUAAGAAAGAAUGUGUUGAUAUUGCAUACAACAUUCCUUACUAAAUCUGCUUCACUUUUUUAUAUUGUCUUUGUCUUCUGUUCACAGAUUCUCUCUGAUUAGUUUUCGUUAAAGAAAUCUAUAAAAUGUGUCUUUUACCUUGUAUGACAAAGAGACCAUAGAGAUAUUUUGAGACGUCUGGGUGUCAGCCUAACAUGGUGAUGUAAAUCCUUUUUAGUUUGACGCCAAAGGAUUUUGCACUUUAUUUUUAUUGCUCUCUGUAUUUGUAUUGUUUGUGGUUC
This is a messenger RNA of Anoplopoma fimbria (sablefish), 1494 nucleotides long. RefSeq names its product non-compact myelin associated protein (gene ncmap). The record is from RefSeq and is a predicted model, not a curated record. Bases 1 to 666 code for a protein of 221 amino acids. The transcript is spliced from 5 exons. Gene Ontology annotation, molecular function: structural constituent of myelin sheath. NCBI's taxonomy places the organism in Eukaryota, Metazoa, Chordata, Actinopteri, Perciformes, Anoplopomatidae. Gene Ontology annotation, biological process: regulation of myelination. Gene Ontology annotation, cellular component: paranode region of axon; Schmidt-Lanterman incisure; plasma membrane.